Carica papaya (papaya) is the source of this 2420-nucleotide messenger RNA. Its product is annotated as DNA photolyase. NCBI's taxonomy places the organism in Eukaryota, Viridiplantae, Streptophyta, Magnoliopsida, Brassicales, Caricaceae. The record is from RefSeq and is a predicted model, not a curated record.
UCUCCUCCACAAUUCCCUUUCUUGGUCUGGCGAUGAUAAGUGCUAGCUUUACUUAACCCGGAGUUCUUUCUUUCGUCUGCUACUUCAUGGAUGCUGCUCUUUUCCAUUAUAAUCUCUUCUCGUCAUGGCCGUUCUCACUUUCCCGAACUCCCUCAAUCUCUUGUUCGGGUCAAGGAAUCACUUUCGUCGUAGAGGGAAUCGGUGCAUUUGCUCAUUCUCCAGGGUAACCGGAGAGAAUUCCACGGCGAUUCUCUGGUUCAAGCAAGAUCUCCGCGUCGACGACCACCCUGGCCUCCUCGCGGUCUCUAAAUAUCGAGCCGUAGUUCCUCUUUACGUCUUCGAUCACCGCAUUCUCUCUCGUUACUCUGAUGAAAUGCUAGAACUUGUUGUUUUUGCAUUGGAAGAUUUGAGGCAGUUUUUGAAAGAGAAAGGAUCCAAUCUGAUGUUCAGGUUUGGGAAUGCAGAAAGCGUCCUACAAGAGCUUGUAACAAAGGUGCAAGCUACCGAUGUAUAUACCGAAGAAGAGGUAGAGUAUGAGUUAGUAAGAAUAACGGAUAUUGUGAAAGGUACAUUGGAGAAGAUUUCCUCUUUAGAGGAAGGCCCGAGGAUUUCACUAUGGCAGACUCCAUUUUACAAGAUUAAGGAUCUGAAGGACCUGCCUGCAUCAUAUGAGGACUUUAAGAAACUUGAACUACCUCCAACAUCACCAAUUCUGGCCCCAGCAUUACCUGGUGUAGGGAUCGAUCUGCACUGGGGUCCUCUACCUACAGUUGAUGACUUGAAGGAAUUCAUGAACAAUAAUCCAUGCAAAUCAGAAGACAGCUGGCGUGCAAUAAAAGAGAUAUCAGCUGAAACCACAUUGCAGGAAAGGUUUUCCAAAUCAGGGCAAAGAAAUAAAGACAAUUUAAAUUUCAAAUACUCCAGAAGGAAGAAGCUAGAUAAAUCUGUUUUUGUCACACAGAAGGCAAAUAUUGUUGGAGGUGGAACAAAUGCUAUAUUAAAUGCCUUGGCUGGGUACUUGAGAUAUUUGGAGGGAACAGCUCGAGAUGAUUGGCAAGAGGUCCAUGAACGGCUGCGAGAUGCUGAAAGUCGUAAUGGAUCUUCAUUUCUUAAACUUUUUGGGCCUGCUCUUUGUCUUGGCAUCAUAUCGAGAAGGAGAGUUUAUUAUGAAGCAAUCAAGUAUGAGAAAGAACGGAAUGCUGGAUUUCUUUCUCCUUUUGGAUAUUCAGCAGUCACUGUUGCUGCAGCAGCAGAUGCUGUGUGCUCAAUGGAGUGGUAUUGGCUUGUGGCUCUAAAAUGUCAAAUAAGUGAUGAAGGAAGAUAUUCUAUAAGGAUAUGGAGAUGGAAGGGCUAUCUAAUUCAGUACACAGUAGUUGGUCAUGGAGGUCCUGCUGUUCUGCUUGUUCAUGGUUUUGGUGCUUUUCUGGAGCAUUAUCGCGAUAAUAUGAAUGGGAUAGCUAAAGGUGGAAACAAGGUUUGGGCUAUCACAGUUCUAGGAUUUGGCAAAUCAGAAAAGCCAAAUAUUGUCUACACUGAAAUCAUGUGGGCCGAGUUGCUGAGAGAUUUUAUCAUUGAAGUUGUUGGUGAGCCAGUGCAUUUAGUGGGGAACUCAAUCGGUGGGUAUUUUGUUGCUAUAGUUGCUUGCUUUUGGCCUACUUUGGCCUUGUCCACAGUCCUUGUUAACAGUGCUGGCAAUGUGAUUCCUGGUUUUUCUUCUGGACAAGUUUCCGGAGAGAGACAGGCUUCAGGAGCUGCAUGGGUGGGUGCUCGACUCCUCUUGUUCUACUUGAGAUUGAAUCUCAAGAACAUAUUAAAAAACUGCUAUCCAACUAGGUCAGAGCGAGCUGAUGAUUGGCUUAUUAAAGAAAUGUUAAGAGCAUCCCAUGACCCUGGCGUUCUUGUGGUCCUGGAAAGCGUACUCAGCUUCAAUCUCUCAAUUCCACUUAAUUAUCUCUUGAGCGGAUUUGAGGAAAAAGUCCUUAUUAUACAGGGAAUGAAAGAUCCAAUCUCGGAUUCCAAAACAAAACUAGCCAUGUUGAAAGAGCAUUGUAAUGGGGUUGAAAUUAGGGAAUUGGAUUCAGGUCACUGUCCCCAUGAUGAGCUACCUGACGAAGUUAAUUCUAUCAUCUGUGAAUGGAUAGCGAACGUUAGAGCCAAGUCACUAGCAGGGAGCUUAUUUUAGUACGCUCCUUUGUUGCCUUGUUUAAUGAAAGCAAAAGAGUUUUUCCAUUUAGAAUUGCACUUUCAUACAUCCCCUAGCAUGGAUGGAAAAUCUGUCUGCUAACAUCAGCAGGUGAAUAGACAGCGGACACCUAUCUUUUUUGCUUAUUUUUUAAUAAUUCUUCUAACCUUAAAAUGUAGUUUCAGGACAUAUUUAUACUUACGGGAAGAAACAAUGAGAUCAGUCACCUCUUUCGUUA